GAACAGCUGGCAGCUGUUUGCUUUUUUGAUAUUUACACCGAUAGCGCCAAUCCAACGUCCGAGUGAUUCAUCAUCAGGAAAACCCAUCACAACAUCAUCAGAAAUCGAGGAGCUACGUCUAAAUUCGCACAAAAUUCGAAAAUGUUUAACAAUCUGUUCGGAAAGAAGCCCACCGUGAAGGAGCAACAGCGAGAGAAUGACCGAUCGCUGCGCAAGGCUACAAGAGACAUCGAGCGAGAACGAAGAAAAAUGGAAGAGGAGGAGCGCAAGCUGGAGCUGGAAAUCCGGAAAAAUGCUGCUGCUGGAAACAAUGAUGCUUGUCGUAUUCUGGCUAAGCAACUAGUUGAGAUCAGAAAACAGAAGUCGCGUACCUACGCAGCUACAGGAAAAAUCCAAUCCAUUGGCUACCAGAACAAGAACAUGGGCGCCAAUAUCGCUCUGAGCGAAGCCAUGGGUACCACUGCCAAAACGAUGGGUGCAAUGAACAAGGUCAUGCGACCGGAGGCCAUUGGGGAAACAGUUCGCCAGUUCCAGGCGGCUAACAUGAAGAUGGAAAUGACCGACGAGAUGAUAAACGAUACACUGGACGACAUGCUGAACGAGUCCGGCGAUGAAGAGGAGUCUAAUGCAGUGGUCAACAAGGUGCUCGACGAGAUCGGCAUCGAAAUUUCUGGCAAGAUGUCCAGCAUCCCGGCCACGGGUACCUCAGAUUUCGAAACGAGCGGCAAGCGCACCGAGAAGGACAUUGCAGAUCAGUUGGCCAAGCUACGCUCUUCUUAGUCCUUAAACAUAUGCUAUUUUAUAUUAUAAUUACUGUGAACACAGCUGUUAUCCAUAGCCAGUAAGGAAAUAUAUUUAUGUACACCGCUUA
This is a messenger RNA of Drosophila eugracilis, 871 nucleotides long. RefSeq names its product charged multivesicular body protein 2b-B (gene CHMP2B). The record is from RefSeq and is a predicted model, not a curated record. The coding region runs from base 142 to 780 and encodes 212 amino acids. The transcript has a single exon. Gene Ontology annotation, biological process: protein transport; endosome transport via multivesicular body sorting pathway; late endosome to vacuole transport. NCBI's taxonomy places the organism in Eukaryota, Metazoa, Arthropoda, Insecta, Diptera, Drosophilidae. Gene Ontology annotation, cellular component: ESCRT III complex; multivesicular body.